AUGUCGUCAAUUCAUUUGGAGAGAGUGCAGCUCUUAACAACUGAAAAAUAUACAACUUUAAUGAGAAAAGAUGGAAUCAUUACAGAAAACACAACCAGGUAUUUACGCCAGAUUUGUCUUGGAGAGCUUCGAAUGACUGAUUGUUUCAUAUUUGUGAUAACCGUCAAUGCUUUCAAUGGCGGGGCACUCAGUAAGUGUCUGGUUACGCUCAAUCUACAUGAAAACCCUCUCUUUGGAAUGGCGCUUUCGGUUCUCGUCUUUGCCAAUAUGAAGAAAAUCGAAACCAUUUUGUUAGGUGGCUAUGAAAAAUCCAGAUUUGACAUUGGCACGUUUGAGUUUGAUGUGGCACAUACUAAACGUCAUUCAUCGUUUGUAAAAUUUCAGGAACCGGAUUCAUCUUCGGAAAUCAACAAAAAAUAUGAAAUUAAUAACUAUUCCCAUUCGCGUCUUAAUCAAUUUGAAAUGACAUUCGAUAACAUUUCUGAAAAAUCUGAAAGGCUACCUGCUACAGGGGACAUUCAAGUUUAUAUUUCAGACUCCUUGCGAUAUUUAGACUUUUCAAGAGGAGGGAGAUCAAUGUUUUUUAAUGAAAAUGCGAGAUUAAUCGGCGGUAAAAAUCUGUUUUAUAUUGACGUAAGUGACGGUGGAAUUCAUAGCUUUACAGGAACUGUAAGUGGUUUAACGGCACUUCGAGUUUUUGUACUUUCUGGUAACGACUUCUCUGAUAUGGAUGAAACAUUUUUCGAUUCGGUUUUAACAAUUGAAAUUUUAUUACUUUCUAACUGUAACUUUAAUGGUGCUAUUGAAUCGAAAGCUGGAUUGAAAGGUUUACAAAAAUUGAAAAACCUUACGAAAUUAGAUUUGUCAGGCAAUUCGUUAGAUGUUUUAGACCCAAACAUAUUCCAGCAGAAUAAUCUAACACACCUUAUACUAGCAUCCAAUCGUUUCAGGAGUUUUCCAUUCGAUAUCAAAACCACGCCAAAUCUACAAUAUCUGGAUCUUAGAUUUAACGCUCUAAUUUCUAUUCAAUCUUCUGUUUUAAAAGAAAUAGAUCACCUUGCCAGUAGAUCUAGUGGAUUUCAACUUCUCUUAAAAGGCAAUAUACUCGCGUGUGGCUGUCACAAUAUAAAUUUUCUCUCUUGGAUUCAUCAGACAGAAACCAAGUUGGACUUGAAUAGAAAUUACUCGUGCAUUGAUGAAACAGGAUCGUUGACUUACACAGCAGCCAUUACAAAUAUGGAGGCGUUUUGGAGGGCGUGUUGGGGAAGUUUUGCCCUUUCCGUUUCGAUGAUUUUGUUUUGUUUACUUGUCAUUGGAUUUGUGUUGUGCUUUUUUGUUACCAAAUAUAAAACGUAUAUCAUUUCUGGACUGUUGAAUUUGUUUAGUGAAACUUUUCUAAAGAAACCUUCCAACUACGAGAUUGGUGUCUUCAUUGGUUAUGCUGAUAGAGAUUACCAGUUCGCUUGUCAUGACCUCAGGCAGUUUAUCGAGGACACACUGGGGUUAAGGGCGUUUGUCCGUGACCGUGACCUUCCACCUACAAUAGAUCUUGCCUCUGGCAUUACUGAAGCGAUAGAGUCCAGUUGGAGAAUUCUUCUGGUCAUCAACGAGACGUUUCUUACCUCUGACGACUGGUUCCUGUUUACCUGUAGAUCGGCCAUUUAUUCCACGUCACCUGGAAAUCCUAACAGAGUUGUCGUCCUUGUUGAAGAACUGUUAUGUCACCGUCUACCGCGUGACCUACUUGCAGGUGUAUCAGAAGAGAAUAUAAUUUUUAUGUCAGGACCAGAGCUGGACUACCAGCUGAAGGAAAGCAUCAGAACUCGUCUUGUUGUUUGA
Messenger RNA from Physella acuta, 1839 nucleotides. Its product is annotated as toll-like receptor 4. The record is from RefSeq and is a predicted model, not a curated record. Gene Ontology annotation, cellular component: plasma membrane. Gene Ontology annotation, molecular function: signaling receptor activity; protein binding. Gene Ontology annotation, biological process: signal transduction. Lineage: Eukaryota; Metazoa; Mollusca; Gastropoda; Physidae.